GAGAUCCAAUGGGAAUAUCUUGGUCCACUGAUUUUAUCAAGGAGGACCCUGAACUAAAUUUGGAAAUGAAUGUAACAGAGAAUAUUGAUGACUUACUUCACAAUUGCAACUUCUUGAAGUCUUGACAAAUACACUGCACUGAAGAGCCGUAGAAGCUGGUAUAUCAGGUGGAAACCUCAACAAGAUACCCAUCUGAUAGUGCAAGAUUGACUCAGAGUACUGGUGGGAGGUGUGGCAUAUGUGAAGAAACAUGUCACCAUCAACUGGUCCAGGAUGAAUUUGUGAUAGAUAUGGAGAAGUCAACACAAGAGUUUGGUACGCAUACAGGAGAUGUGACUGUUGAUAGUGAAUGCUCAGUUGCUACCCAAUAUGACUGUAGUGCGAGGGAAAAGGAAUUACAUGUAUAUAGCUGUAAUUUCUGCCAACAGGGCUUUCCUUCAAAAUACAGACUCAUAAAGCAUGUGUUUAUGCACAUUGAUGGCAUGCAACCACCUUUGUAUGUUUGUAAGUGGUGUUGUGAGAUAUUUGACAGUAAAUUUAGUUUGAAAAAACAUCUGAGAAUGAGUGAGAAUUAUCACGUCUUAACUGCUGGCAUCCAUGAAAAAUAUGGCUAUAGUGAUGAGCAUCAAAGCAGUAUCCUUUUGGAUAGUUUGCCAGAAGUUUCUGUUACAGAACACAAUGUGUGGUCUUCAUACAAGGAAACUUGGAAACCUUCAAAGAAGUCCUCUAAUGACAUGUGUAACACACCUAUGGGAAAUGAUGCUGACAAAAUAAGUGACUAUGGAACUUUGUCUACAGCUGUUAAUGUCAGGACCCAGGGUGAUCUACUUACUGCAGACAGCAUGCACAAAUGUGGUAUUUGUGGCAAAUUGUGUGGUAGGUCAGGUCAUCCCAAGAGAGAGAAAUUACUUGACACUGGAAAGAAACCCCACAAAUGUGAGAUUCGUGGGGAAUCGUUUUCUCAGUCAGGUCAUCUCAAGGCAGAGGAAUUAAUUCGCACUGGAAAGAAACGUCACAAAUGUAAGAUUUAUGGGAGAUGUUUUGCUAGGUCGAACCAUCUCAAGAGACACGAAUUAAUUCACACUGGAAACAAACCUCACAAAUGUGUGAUUUGUGACAAAUCGUUUGCCCAGUCAGGGAGUCUCAAGACUCACAACUUAAUUCACACUGGAAAGAAACCUCACAAAUGUGAGAUUUGUGGGAACUCUUUUACUAGGGCAGAUUAUCUCGAGACUCACAUUUUAAUUCACACUGGGAAGAAACCUCACAAAUGUAAGAGUUGUGGGAGAUGUUUUGCUAGGUCCAGCAGUCUCAAGAGACACGAAUUAAUUCACACUGAAAACAUACCUCACAAAUGUGUGAUUUGUGGCAAAUCGUUUGCCCAGUCAGGUUAUCUGAAGAAUCACAAAUUAAUUCACACUGGAAAGAAACCUCACAAAUGUGAGAUUUGUGGGAAAUCUUUUCGUAUGUCAGAUAGUCUCAAGAGACACAAAUUAGUUCACACUGGAAAGAAGCCUCAUAAAUGUGAGAUUUGUGGCAAAUCUUUUGCUAGGUCAGAGUAUCUCAAGAAACACUUAUUAAGUCACACUGGAAAGAAACCUCACAAAUGUGAGAUUUGUGGGAGAUGUUUUGCUUUGUCAGGUUAUCUCAAGAAACAUGUAUUUCUUCACACUGGGAAGAAACCUUACAAAUGUAAUAUUUGUGGGAAAUCCUUUGCUGUGUUGAAUGCUCUCAAGAGGCACACAUUAAUUCACACUGGAAAGAAAUCCCAUGAAUGCGAUAUUUGUGGGAAGUCUUUUGCUAGGGCUUAUCUCAAGACUCACAUUUUAAUUCACACUGGGAAGAAACCUCACAAAUGUAAGAGUUGUGGGAGAUGUUUUGCUAGGUCCAGCGAUCUCAAGAGACACGAAUUAAUUCACACUGGAAACAAACCUCACUAAUGUGAGAUUUGUGGGAGAUGUUUUGCUUUCACUGGGAAGAAACCUUACAAAUGUAAUAUUUGUGGGAAAUCCUUUGCUUUGUUGAAUGCUCUCAAGAGGCACACAUUAAUUCACACUGGAAAGAAAUCCCACGAAUGC
Molecule: messenger RNA, 2078 nt
Organism: Schistocerca piceifrons (Central American locust)
Lineage: Eukaryota; Metazoa; Arthropoda; Insecta; Orthoptera; Acrididae
Product: zinc finger protein 729-like
Exons: 4
Coding region: 291-1940 (549 amino acids)
Biological process (GO): regulation of transcription by RNA polymerase II
Molecular function (GO): RNA polymerase II cis-regulatory region sequence-specific DNA binding; DNA-binding transcription factor activity
Source: RefSeq, a predicted model, not a curated record